CUGCCGUUGUCGUCGCUGUCGCUGUCGCUGUUGCUACCGCUCAAAGAGGAUCCCGCCAUCUCCAUCUCCACGCGCCUGGCCCAGGCGUCGUUGCAAACUCAUCUUCCACGACCUGACCCGCACUCCACCGUGCCCCAUGCAUUCGCGAAUCCUCGCCUUGCUACGCUAUCGCAGCAACCUUCAUACCCCGGCGCUUCGCCCGACCUUGAACGUCCAGUAGCCGCUGCCGGCCUGUCUCAGGGCCGCAGUCCCUCCUUCCUUCGCAAUUACGAUCCCAAGGAUUAUUUCACCCAGUCUCCCUUUCGGAAUCGUGCAGCCUCGUCCGCCGCCCGCCGACUACCGCAUCUAUCAGCUGCUCGUCUCUGGAACCCCACGAACUCCACCCCAAGGCUCCCCGACAAGACUAUCCGUAAACGACGUCCAUCGACACCGCCUCCUCCCACCGUUCCUCUAUCCCAUCCGACAAUCGAUCCAUACUCCGUCGACCCGUCUGACCCCUUAGGCAUCGGCGCCGGCGACUACCCGCUCUUGACCCUUCCCGAACAACGUCAGACCAGACAUUCCGCCUCUAAUCGCACAAGCCUGCAAGUCGACCGAAACGCCGAGCAUCGCAUCAGUCUCCCGAGAUCGCUUCGCCAUUCUUACGACGGACGGAGAUCCGCUGACCCUUCACCCACGUUCCCUGUGGACACCGACCAAGGCCCGGCCGACAUUCGGCCAGACACACCCGAACCACCGGUCGAAAUCCGAGUCACUGGGCUACGAAAGCGAGGCCAAAGCGUUUCAAACCCUCUCGUUCGAGACUUCGCAUAUAUCGACGACAAAGGGAAAGGAAAAGCGGUCAUGGAGUCAAGUGUCGAUGCCCAUGCGCGAGACGCGUCCAAGGACUUGGAGCGGGGGCCUGAUGUGCUUCCACGCCUCUCCAACGUGUCAGCCGGCGAUGGCAUCGGUUCGGCUAUUUCGUCGUCAAAUUCGUCCAUAAUGGGAGAGGAAUUACCACCAGAUCUUGGCGAGGAAUGGGGUCCUCAGCAUCCAUGCUUUCCUCACUUGAACCCGCACGUCCCUGUCGACUCCCCCGAGUUCCAAAACACUCGCAUCAUUCGCAUACGUCGAGAUUGGUUGUUGGAAGGAGACCUCGCGCCGACGUUCUCCAACCUGUACCCUGAAAUUCUGGAUCCAGCUGGUUUGUCGGAGCAAGAAUUCCGCAGGAUUAUCGACAAGCUUAACGGUGAGCUCGUGCCCAUCUUUAGCCCGUACAACUGGAGGAACGUGGUGGACGGCGUUUUGGGACUGGUGACAGGGUGGUUGUGGGACGAUCUGGGCUUCACUGGCGUCAAGGCUCGGCUGAAGCGCCUGGAACGCUGGGUUGACCAGUGGAACAAGGAGAUGGAGAAGACGAUUGGCAACGACGACACAUCGAUGGCACCGCACAUAAUAUCACUGAGGCGGACGGGCUACAUGACCCUGGACAUUCAAAUCCCUGAUCCAGAGAUUGCCCCGGCGCCCAGCACCCCGGCAGGGUCAGGUCAGAUGCCCAUGGAGCCUCCGGCCGCCGUCACGGCAUAG
This is a messenger RNA of Colletotrichum karsti, 1566 nucleotides long. RefSeq lists its product as uncharacterized. Gene Ontology annotation, cellular component: endoplasmic reticulum palmitoyltransferase complex; extrinsic component of endoplasmic reticulum membrane. The record is from RefSeq and is a predicted model, not a curated record. Lineage: Eukaryota; Fungi; Ascomycota; Sordariomycetes; Glomerellales; Glomerellaceae. The transcript is spliced from 3 exons. Gene Ontology annotation, biological process: protein targeting to membrane; peptidyl-L-cysteine S-palmitoylation.